Messenger RNA from Glycine soja, 2015 nucleotides. RefSeq lists its product as uncharacterized. The transcript has 3 exons. Lineage: Eukaryota; Viridiplantae; Streptophyta; Magnoliopsida; Fabales; Fabaceae. The annotation marks the transcript as partial. The record is from RefSeq and is a predicted model, not a curated record.
CAUGUUUCAAGGGGUCAAUGGUCACAAGUUGCUAUUGAAAAGGAUGUUGCUAUAGCGGUACAAGGUUGCAAACAAAAUAAUGUUGGUGUUGUUGGACAAUCAAAUUCAAAGUACAAUAAGAAGGAUCUAACUGUGAACGCUGAGAGGGAAGAUCCUUCUGAGUUCAUCACUCACAGGGCUAAAGAUUUUCUUCCUAGCAUUAAGGUUAUAGAGAAUCGGUUUGUACGAGCUUCUGAAUCUGGUAGGGAGGUCUCAAGGUUAUUGGAGGCAAACAAAAUCAAGGUUGGAUAUUAUGAGGCAAAAGGGAAAUCAUCUCCCACGAUUUUGCUAGCGGCUUUUAUGUUUGCUUGCUGCGAUCAAAAGGGUACACCUGUUUGCCAAGAACCUGCACAGAAGAUUAUUAAUUGGAAGAGGGCAUUAUCUUCUCAAUCAUCCUCAGUCAGGAACCCAUUAGUUACAACAUCGAAGGAAUAUAUAUUGAUAAUGGAAGCGACUUUGUUGAAGAACCCUGCAUGAUUGCUGGAAGCCAUUCGUGCACCCUUGACAGAAUGUAUGCGUGGGAGAGAAAACUUUACGUUGAAGUAAAUAUUACACAAUCAGCAAAAUAUGCUUGAUAAUUAACAUCACAUGAUUAUCCUAGUAUGCUAUUUUACAUAACAAACUAUUGCUAUGUAUUUUUCUGUUCAUCUUCUAUGUUUUCUUUUUCUCUCUCUUCAUAUUUCCAUUUAUCUUUUUCAACAGUAGGUUUGAUAAGGUUUUCCAUAAGCAUUAGAUAUAGCUGCUAACAACUACUUCCUCCUCUAGAUUAUUCUAACUCCUCUAGAUUAUUCUAAAAAUUAGAGAAAAAAAUUUGUCCAAAAUAUGUGAUUUUACAAAAUUAAUACUUAAUUAAAUAUUUUUUUAAGACUGUCCUUAACCAAUAUUUAGUUAGAGUAGUGUAUAAAAAGAGUAAAUGAGUCAUUAAUUAGAGAAAAAAAAGAUAUAUUAGGAAUUUACUUAAUAUAUUCUUUAAAAUUCAACAAAUUAAUUACAUUUUUUAAUACCUGUGCCAUAACCUUUAAAUGUCAUAUAAUCUAGAAUGAAAGUAGUAAAAGGUGGAAAGAAAGGAGUAGCAUAUUUGCAUUUAGAGUUCAAUGAUUCUAAAGUUUUCUUGAUGAUCUUAUAUUUGUUCAGUCCCUAGAAUAAGCAGCUAGGGCCUAGGUCUAUAUGUUUUAAUAGAAUUUAACAAUUUUUCUAGUCGCUCAUCAACUGGUUAGAUGUAUUGCACAUCCUAUUUUGUGUGUUAAAUCCCUUAUCCUGUUGACAUUAAAUUUCCUAUUGGGUUGUUUGGAGGCUGGUGAGUUCACAAAAAAGAAGUUUGAUAAGAAAUGUGAUCAACUAAGGCAUCAAUUCUCAAAAGAUGCAGGCACUAAAGUGAUUGACAAAACUCGGUCAGUAGUAAAGGAUUUGCAUUCGCAGAUAAUAGUGGCUAUUUAUUUUGUUGAUUUGAUAUCUAAACGAAUUGAGAGGAUGAGAGAUGAAGAAUUGUUCUCACAACUUUUGGAAUUAACUCAACGGUAAGAGAAAGUGAUAGAGUGGACUAAGCUAUCAACACUAACAACUAUAAGAUAAGUAAAUUUUCUUCUCUGCCUUUAUUCAUUAUUCAUGCAAUAUUUAUAGAUGAUUGAAUUAGAUACAAUGGUCUGUUAUUGCAUAAUGGAAAGAUCUAAUUUUAUGAUAUCUUUAGGUGGUUGUAACAAAGUCCUAACAAACUACAAACAGAGUAGUGGGAAAAUGGACAAUGUCAAACGUUCUAUGCAACACUACCAGGCCCACUUCACACGUAAUCACUAAGGUAAGUUGGCCUUGUGUUUAUCCUCUUGGGUCUGCUACUCUCUGUGCUUAUAUUGUUGCUAUUAGAAAGUUUGGAAAUUUCCACAUUUGUGAUGCUGAACCUGAAACUUUACCAGCAGUCUGCUAUACUUGAUAAUUAAGUGUUAGUUUGUUCUAGUAUUGGCUUAUGAAAAUGUUAGCAG